AGGAGACUCAGUGGAGACAUUCUCAGUGCAAGAGGGUUGUUCACUCCCAGUCCUUGGGACACAUGAGCCCUUUUGCUUAGGACCCUUUUGGACCUCCUCCAGUACACCUCCUCACCUGGCUGUUCAUUUCUGUUUCAUAAUGAACCAGUAAAUGUAAGUUUUCCUUCUUCUGGGAGCUGUUCUAGCAAAUUAUUGAACCUGAGGAAGGUGUUGUGGGAACCCGUGAUUUAUAGCUGGCAGACGUAUGGGUGGCCUGGGACUUGUGACUGGCAUCUGAAAUGGGGGCAGUCUUGUGGGCCAGAGCCUUUACCUGUGGAGUCUGCCCAACACUGGGUCGAUUAGUGUCAGAAUUGCAUUGAAUUCUGGUUUGUUGGUUGGUGUCCAAGAAUAGGUUGAGACAGAUAAUAAACAAUACAUACAUAAAUAAGUAAACAUAUAAAGUAUGUUAGAUACUAAAAGUGUCAAGAAGAAAAAAUAGAGGAAAGGGGUUAAAUAUUUUUAGGGGAGGGUUGUUGAAACUUUAGGUUGGCUAGCGAAAAGACUCGCAAAGAGGAGACCCCUGAGUUAAAGAACUGAAAGGAGCACAAGAACAAGCUGUUAUUGACAGGAGGGAAUAAACAGCCAUGCAAAGUCCAUGAAGGAAGGCUGCCAGGUGUGUUCCAGGAACAGCAGGGAAGCCAGUGUGGCUAGAACACAGAGAAUGAAGUGAAACAUGGCAGUGAGUAAAUUUGGAGAGGUGAUAAAGAACCACAGAGGGCUCUCUAUGUCCUAGUUAGAUAUUUGGCUUUUACUGUAAAGGAAAAAUACCAUUUGAGGGUUUUGAGCGGAGGAGUGAUGAGAUCUGGCUUUUGGUUUUAAUAUAGCAGAUUCAGGGACAGUAGUUAGGAGGCUAUUGCAAAAGUCCACAUAUAAACAGUGGUAACUUAAAACAGGCUGGUGCAGUGGGAAAGUUAACAAGCAUAAAAUUCUGCAUAUAUUCAGACUUGUUAAGAAAUGUCUGAAUGUGGGUAAAAUUGUAGCAUUUCCAGAAUAUCUCGCCUGGCUUUAGUAUAUCUGCAUAUCAAUAGGCGCUCAGAGGUGGAAAGAAGUUUGGCUUUAGUGCAUUUGCAUCUUUCCUCAGAGGUGGAGGGGUUCAUCUCCAUAUCAAUGGGUGAUUUACCUGGACAACGGGGGACUUAUCUGUACCUGAGAGGUGAGGGGGAGGGACAGUGUUGUGGCUGCUGGAGCAGAGAAGAAAGAUGGCCUGAGACUGCAGUUUGUGAGAAAUAAAUGGGUUUUAAACUUUAUUUCUCCCUUUGACUGAUUUUGGUUUUUAGGAGUAUUUUACCAGGGAUUUCCUUUCCCCAAACUGACAAUUGGCGUAGUAUUGGCAGGAUUCCUGUGAACCCAAAAUCUGUCAUAAUGGGUGCGAGCUUUGGGAGGGCCACCCCUAGAAAUGAUGGGGAAAAGCGGUGCUCACGCCGAGAAACAUGUGUCUACACUCGUGUGGUCGUGGAGGCGCCACCACCGCUGCUGGCCAUGCCAACCCCGGCCCGUGGCCCGAGCCUAAGGCUACUGCUUCUGCCACUGCUGCUGCUCGUGCUGCCAGCCGGAACCUGGCCACAACCAUGGAAAGGAGCAGAGGUCCGGGUCACCUUGAUAGAGAAGAAACUGUCUGCUGGGUACCAUGCCUUGCUGGCUACAGAGCCCAUCACCGGAACAGCUCCGACCAAGCCAUUCACUGGAUUUGGGAGAUAACAUUCGACUUCAUUUGUUUGAUGGUGGAACACUCGUGAUCGAAAACAUGCACGAGUCAGACCAAGGUGCAUAUCAAUGUGUGGUCAGAAACUCAUCUGGGGAAGAAAAGACACGGAAGGCCAGGCCCAGAUACUCCACUCCUCCAGGUAAAGCUGCUCCUUCCUGACUGAGCUCAGUGUAAGCGCAUCAGUCAGCCAGCAGGUAUUCCCAUUACAAUGACUUUCUAGUGGCUCUAAAGUAUGUGAUGCUUAAAAGGGAGACAGUUGCCAUUGUAUGUCACUGUAUAAUCUUGUUUUAGAGAAAGUUGACUUUUUUUUCUCUUGAAGCUUAGUUUCCUCCCUUAGUUCUAGUCUCUUCCAGUCACCAUAGGUGCUGUCCUGACUUUGUUACCUGCUUAGGUUCCACAGAAGAUCACCCAGCACCCUGGGCAGAGGGAAACAGUGGCACCUCGGCAGGAACAUCAUCCUUUAAACAUUUCACUCAGUCCUUCAUUCCUAAUUAAUCCACUCAACAAAGCUUUAUUGGAUGCUCACAGGUCAACCCCUCAGCUUUCUAGGAGCUUUGCAAUAAUGUCCACGGCUGAUAUAAACCAGACACAAUAACUAUGACAAAUUUUUAUUAGUGUCAUUUUGAGAUGAUGGAAAUAGUGAGACACUGUCUCUCGCCUUACUGAUCCUACAGUCUACUAGGUGAUUGCCAUCAUUCAACAAAAUGGUUAGUUUGAUGAUGGGUAAGGAGAGGGAUUAGAGCAACAGAGAGAGUUAGAGGCCCUUUCCUAUAAACUCCCCUUAGAGGAGAGUUGUGUGCUGGGAAAUGUUUAAAAAUUGGUUCUGUGGGUUAGGAGGAAACCCUGACUUGCAGCAUUUGGCAGUUGCCGUGCUGUAAAUGUUCCCGAGUCUGAGCUCCUGCC
This is a messenger RNA of Manis pentadactyla (Chinese pangolin), 2647 nucleotides long. Its product is annotated as probable oxidoreductase PXDNL. The transcript is spliced from 2 exons. The record is from RefSeq and is a predicted model, not a curated record. Bases 1402 to 1737 code for a protein of 111 amino acids. NCBI's taxonomy places the organism in Eukaryota, Metazoa, Chordata, Mammalia, Pholidota, Manidae.